Molecule: messenger RNA, 1056 nt
Organism: Branchiostoma belcheri (Belcher's lancelet)
Lineage: Eukaryota; Metazoa; Chordata; Leptocardii; Amphioxiformes; Branchiostomatidae
Product: adhesion G-protein coupled receptor G2-like
Exons: 6
Coding region: 16-1056 (346 amino acids)
Biological process (GO): G protein-coupled receptor signaling pathway; cell surface receptor signaling pathway
Cellular component (GO): membrane
Molecular function (GO): G protein-coupled receptor activity
Source: RefSeq, a predicted model, not a curated record
CUUCAUGCAUUGGAGAUGUUUGCAGACGGAGUGGAUCUGAGUACAGACAGGUUCACCUCCAAGCGACAGGACGUGGCACUGCAGGCAGCUGACGUCAGUGUGCAGGAAUUUGAUCAGGGCCAAGGACUUGCCUUGUUUCUGAAUGGAAACAGUUCUAACAGCCUGAGUGAAGGCCGGCUGUUCAGCUUUACCAAGGAGGAUGAAAGAGAGGGCUUUUUACAGACUGCUGACAUUGAUGUCUCCAUCAGUCUGCCUGCCAAACUCUCGAACGUACUACCUUUAGACAACACAACAGACGUCCGAGUGAGCUACAUUCUGUACAACGACGACAGCCUGUUUGUUCAGCCUUCCCAGGAUGCCGUGCGAACCCACAUCAUUAGCGGUAGAGUUGCAGGGAUGCAGGUGAAGAACCUACCAGAGCCAGUUGUCAUCACCUUUGCACCCACAGAGGAAGUUUCUGAUGAAGAAGUUAAAGUGGUGAGAUGUGUUUUCUGGGACUUUGAGGCUGAUGCAGGACAAGGGGCGUGGUCAUCAGAUGGGUGUAUGAGUCAGGGCAAGGCCAACGGACGGUACACGUGCACCUGUAACCACCUCACUAACUUCGCUGUGCUCUUCGAUGUGCAUGGUUCAGGGUUUGGAGAGCACGAAAGACUACUAGAAGCCAUCACUUAUGUGGGCAGUAUAGUGUCCAUUAUUACCCUGGUCCUCACUCUACUAUCUUUCAUCAUUACAAGGAAGCAAAGACAAAGUGCCCGCAGUCCUCAUGCCAGGAACCAGCGCCUGGUCCUGAUCAACCUCUGCGUGGCUUUGCUGGCCAUUCUAAUCACAUUUUUAGCAGGCAUCGACCAAACGGCAUCUCCCAUUGGUUGCACUGCUGUAGCAGCUUUGUUACACUAUUUCCUAUUGGCUGCGUUAAUGUGGAUGGCAGUUGAGGCUGUAAUGAUCUUUCUGGCUGCCGUGAUGGUUUUUGGCCACUAUGUGUCUGAGAGUUUUAUCUACAAGGCUGUAGUUGUAGCUUGGGGUAAGCAGACCAUUUUAAUACCCAACUGCCGUUAA